Molecule: messenger RNA, 4509 nt
Organism: Paramormyrops kingsleyae
Lineage: Eukaryota; Metazoa; Chordata; Actinopteri; Osteoglossiformes; Mormyridae
Gene: slc2a1a
Product: solute carrier family 2 member 1a
Biological process (GO): dehydroascorbic acid transport; response to insulin
Cellular component (GO): basolateral plasma membrane; plasma membrane; apical plasma membrane
Molecular function (GO): D-glucose transmembrane transporter activity
Source: RefSeq, a predicted model, not a curated record
AUGGAAUCCGGUGACAAGCGAAUAACGCUGCAGCUGAUGAUGGCAGUGGGGACCGCUGUCAUCGGCUCGCUGCAGUUUGGCUACAACACGGGGGUCAUCAAUGCCCCUCAGAAGAUUAUUGAGAGCUUCUAUAAUGAGACCUGGUUUGACCGGUACUCGACGUCAAUCCCUGAAACGUAUCUCACCACGCUGUGGUCCAUCUCCGUCGCCGUCUUCUCCAUCGGGGGCAUUUUUGGAUCCUUCUCCGUGGGACUUUUCGUCAAUCGCUUUGGAAGGAAGAACUCCAUGCUCAUGGUGAACGUCUUGGCCUUCGUGGCAGCCGCCCUCAUGGGCUUCUCCAAGAUGGCAGCAUCCUGGGAGAUGCUGAUCACCGGUCGAUUCGUGGUGGGACUCUUCUCGGGACUCUGUACAGGCUUCGUGCCCAUGUACGUGGGAGAGAUCUCUCCCACCUCCCUCCGAGGGGCUCUGGGCACCCUGCACCAACUGGGCAUCGUCAUUGGCAUCCUCCUGGCACAGGUGUUUGGCCUGGAGGCUCUCAUGGGCAAUAUGACUAUGUGGCCCUUUCUGUUGGGCUUCACCUUCAUCCCCGCUGUGGUGCAGUGUGCACUCCUGCCCCUCUGUCCUGAGAGCCCCCGCUACCUGCUCAUCAACCUCAACCAGGAGACUCGGGCCAAGAGCGUGCUGAAGAAGCUGCGGGGGACCACGGACGUGAACGCCGACCUGCAGGAGAUGAAGGACGAGAGCCGGCAGAUGCUGCGGGAGAAGAAGGUGACCAUCUUGGAGCUCUUCCUGUCGCCGCUGUACCGCCAGCCGAUUUUUAUCGCCAUCAUGCUGCAGCUCUCCCAGCAGCUGUCAGGGAUCAACGCGGUGUUCUACUACUCAACCGGGAUCUUCGAAAGGACCGGCGUGGCUCAGCCAAUCUAUGCCACCAUCGGAACUGGUGUCGUCAACACGGCGUUUACCGUGGUGUCGCUGUUUGUGGUGGAACGAGCCGGCCGACGCCCCCUGCACCUCAUAGGCCUGAUGGGAAUGGCCAUCUCCGCUGUCCUGAUGACCAUCGCCAUGGCGCUGAUUGAGAAGCUGAAGUGGAUGUCCUACGUCAGCAUCGUGGCCAUCUUCAGCUUCGUGGCAUUCUUCGAGAUCGGCCCCGGGCCCAUCCCCUGGUUCAUCGUAGCUGAGCUGUUCAGCCAGGGCCCGCGGCCUUCUGCCAUCGCCGUGGCCGGCUUCUCCAACUGGACGGCUAACUUCAUCGUGGGCAUGUGCUUCCAGUAUGUGGAGCAACUCUGUGGCCCCUACGUCUUCAUCAUCUUUACCUUCCUGCUGUUGGGAUUCUUCAUCUUCACGUACUUCAAGGUGCCGGAGACCAAGGGCCGAACGUUCGACGAAAUCACCGCAGGUUUCCGCCAGAAUGCGUUGGGGACUGAGAAGUACUGCCCCGAAGAGCUCAGCAGCCUGGGGUCCGACUCCCAGCUGUAGACCCACCCAGGUUCCGUUUGACGGACUGGUGUACCGGCUCCAUGUAUAUCCUUCGCUUUCCUAGAGCAGUAAAUCCCCCAGCAUCCGUUAUAACCGUAUUCAGUUACAUUUUUAGCUCUCGACAUGGACUGAAGAACAGAGGUGGGGAUUUGAAAGGAAAUAAGAGCAGUGAUUGUGUUAUGAAGAGGAUACUCCCAGUGCAAUCAGAGUAAAGUGGUGGCAACCCUGCCCAUUCUGACAGUGACCACUGCAGAUUGUUAGCUGGUCACACUGCACUUACAUACUCCUGACUUCACACUGCCCAUGGGAGUUAUACUUUACUGGUCUGAGGACAGAACAAAAAAUUAUUGGUUCCGAAAGAUAACCAAUCAGAUUGUAGAGGAGGCUGGGGGGACCAAGAUAUCUGAUUGGUUGGUUCUGCUUCCUCUAGUUGCUUGGACCCACCUCCUCUACAAUGUGAUUGGUUAUCUCUCUAAACCAAUCAUUUUUCAUUCUGUUCUAAGAACAUUUUUGUGUAAGUAAAACUCCCAUGAGCCUUCACACUUAAUCAUUCCUCUUUUAUGUCCCAUGGUCACAGGUGCGAAUCCCGAUAGACAGCAGUAAGUCCUCUUAUGGUUUCCCACACUGCCCCCUGCCUGCUCACCCCGUUCUAGAUCAAUUGGUCCAUUACUUCUGGCCCAUGGCAGGUGUCUAAGCAUGGUGGACACAGAGAGUUUUCCGGGGCUUUUCUGGAGUCGUAUGUAACCUCUGCAGGACAAGGGUUUAUGGAGACGAGGGAAAGCACUUCCCUCCAAAAAGCAGGAGGUGUGGAUAGGAGCGGCUUCUCUUUCAGGCCCUGUGAGAAGAGCCCCGCAUCCACAGGGCCACCUUUGCGUAUACAGUACCGUCAGAAAUGCAUCCUGGUUUAUCGCGUUACUACAGUGUAGUAGAAGACGAUGCUUUCGUUUAUUUGCUUCGCUUAAGAGAUGUUAUCUAACUUGUACAAAGAUGGCAGUUUUUUUACUACAAACUGUAAUUUUUAAAGUCAAGCGGAACUGCGUUCCUUUUUAAAGAGUUAUUUUUUAACAUUCUUUAAAGGCAGUAACAAUCUGAGAUGCAAGAAGUGUUAUAAGAUUAUGUAGUACAGUAUUAUUUAGCAGUGGAGCGCUGUGGGUAAUAGGAUGCAUGCCGUAUAUUAUAGCAUGUAUAAAGCCCCACACUCCCUGUUCGCUUAAUACAGCGUAUUUUUAAAACUGUAUACAGUCACCAGCUAUUGCUGGGCCUUUAAACCUUCCCGUAUUGGAUUUGCCUCCAUACAUACUGCUUUUAAAAUAAACUGUAUGAAGUAUAUGGUGGAAAAUAGGUUUCUAUUCUGUAUUCCUUAUUGUGUCAGCUUUGGUCUAGAACCUAAUAUAUUAUCAUACUGGCCUUUUACAUCUAUUUAUUUAGUAGUUGCUUUGGCCCAAAGCAGCGUAUAAGUCAGCGGAUGCUGUAGUUAGUGCAUUAAAGCACAGAGCGGCUACAUAAAUAAUCUAUAAUCAGCAGUAAACAGGUUACAAGUGAGUACAGGAGAUCUUGUAUAAUGUUUCUUUAUAUGUGAGAUGCUACCAUGCAGCACUGGAGCACAGGUAGCUAAUAGCUUGUGAGAAGCUGUCAAACAGGGUCACAUUAUUGCAUUAUCAGUAUUGUCUUCAUUUCCUGUUACUUGAGUCGUGAACAUUGUCGUCACCAUCGUUAGAGCUUAGUGAUCAGUUAAGUGCAGGUGUGCCCAAUUUGGCCAUUGUCACAUGUAUGCACGCUAACUGACCACCUGUGUCUCGCACACUCCAUUUUAUGAAAUCGUUUAUCUUUUCACCAGUUUUGUUAUUGCAAAAAGGUUUAAUCUCUGUGAAGACGCCCCACCUCCCUCCCAGCUUGGUGGCUAACGAGCAGUUCUCCUUUUGAAAGAUUAGGCAGCUGCAUAAAGGAAGAAGUCUUUGUUAAAGUCAUAGAAUGGACCACACGUAACUUUGGAAUCCCGGGAAGUGCAAGCAUGAUGAAAAUGUGUGAAAUAAGGGCUUCUGAGUAAAUGUGCAAACGCUUUGCGUCGUCAGUAAUGUGCAGAGUCUGCUUGGAGAUGCUUUGUUAUGUCGUGGUGGGUAUGUGUCCUUACAGGAGCUCACUGAAGAUGUUAAAAAAAACAAUGUGCUGAGUGAAUACCUGUAAACAGUGAAGUCCGGUUCAUCUUUUUCUAAGGAAAAAAGGGAAGAGUGACUCAUCAAUCAGAGUUCACCAUUUAAAUCAUUUAAUUACCCAGCAAUCCCUUGCUGAGGACAAUCAGACUCAAACCACAAGAUUUCUUUAGCUUGCAAAGGUAAAGCUCCCAUGUAGAAUACAUGAUGGAAGAACAGCUGUCCCUUACAGAUGGACCAAGCUGAUGAUGAUUUUGAGGUGUCACCGUUGCUGCUUAUUAAUUGUAAUUGUUUAAAUCUGUUAAUUUGUCCAUUUGCAGCACUGGUAUGGACUGCUUUGUGUUGUACUUUUUCUUGCCAAACGUCUGUCAAGCAAAUAAUCACUCAUUUAUUUUUAGUCACUGCUCCCACACAAUGAAAUACAUGUUUUUUUUUAUCUGCUGUUAAAAUAAUAUCCUUUUAAAUGUUGACUUUGAGGAUUCCAUACAUAUCACUGAUCUGUUUCUGUUAUUGUCAAAGUAAUAAAAGUAAAGUUUGCUCGAAGUGUAAUAGAUGAGGCAGAAAUAAAGCUUUGACAUCCAUGGUGGGUGGGAUUAUUGUGCCCCGGCAGCCGCCUCCUAUUGGUCACUUUAAGGGCUCCGUUUAGGGUGAUGCAGACUGUGAUUGGCAGCAUGUGGUGACUGUCCACUGUGGGUUAAAAGUUCUGUGAUGUUUCUGUGAUGAUUUAUUGACUUUACUGAUACGUUUUUUUUUAUAAUUUUUUUUAAAUUUUGUUUUGCAGUUUGAUAAACCUAAAAGUCUCAGGGCAAAAUAAUUCUCUUUUUAUACGUCCCUUUUCUUAACUGCUGUAUGACAAAUAAAUGGAUCCAUUGCACUUUCCUAA